Messenger RNA from Syngnathus acus (greater pipefish), 2785 nucleotides. RefSeq names its product 1-phosphatidylinositol 4,5-bisphosphate phosphodiesterase delta-3-A-like. Gene Ontology annotation, molecular function: phosphatidylinositol-4,5-bisphosphate phospholipase C activity. The record is from RefSeq and is a predicted model, not a curated record. The coding region runs from base 279 to 2627 and encodes 782 amino acids. The transcript has 16 exons. Gene Ontology annotation, biological process: intracellular signal transduction; lipid metabolic process. NCBI's taxonomy places the organism in Eukaryota, Metazoa, Chordata, Actinopteri, Syngnathiformes, Syngnathidae.
GUGGCCUUUUUGCAUUUUUAUUUUGAGAGCGAUGCCUAAAGCGCGUUACUGUUACUUAACGUUUGCAAAAUUUAUACCUACAGAUACAGUAUUGGUGAAUGGUGUAAUCGCAUGGUUUCGUGUGUUUAAUAAAACUGUAUUUUGUGACGUCAGCAACGAGAAGGUUGGAUAAAUGAGGUAUCGACUGCGGCAGGGUAUAAAUAGUAUGCGCGCUGAGCAAGCAACCAUAAAGUAGACAGCAGUGAUUGAAGGGAAGCAAAAUCCUCCUCCUAAAUAUUAUGUUGGGAAACAGAAGGAAAGCAGUCCCCGUGGAUAAGACCAGGAGCACGAUGUCCAACUCUAAAGCCAUUGAUCCGCUAAGAAGUCUUGAAUUGCAGGAUGAUGAAGAUGUCAAGUGGAUGUUGCGGGGCUCCAAUAUGGUUAAGGUCCGAUCACCUCAUUGGCAAAAGCAACGUACCCUGAAGCUGCUGGAAGAUGGUGUCACUAUUUGGUGCCAGUCCCGCAAAACUUUAAGUCGAGCCAAAGAGCAACAAUCCUUCUCCAUCACAGAGGUGGAGUGCGUAUGUGAGGGCUGUCAUUCGGGGACAUUUCGGCAGAUGGUUGGUGCAGUACCUGAAGAACGGUGUUUGACGGUGGUCUUCAAAGGUCCCCGAAAGAAUCUGGAUCUUCUCUGCCAGAACCAUGAAGAGGCUUAUCAUUGGACCCGCGGCAUCCGGACACUGCAGGAAAGAAUUUGCAACAUGACUCAGAAAGAGAAACUUGAUCACUGGAUUCAUGCUUACCUGAGUCGUGCUGAUCAGAAUCAUGAUGAUAAGAUGAGCUAUGAUGAAGUGCAGACAUUGCUACAAAUGAUCAAUAUUGACUUGAGUGACCAAUAUGCCUGUGAACUUUUCCAGAAGUGUGAUCACUCAGCCGAUGGCCGAUUGGACCAUGGGGAAAUUGAAGUUUUCUGCAGAGAGUUAUUGCGGAGACCUGAGCUGGAUGCCAUCUUUAUGCUCUAUUCCUCUAAUGGAUGUGUCCUCUCAACUGCUGAUCUGAGGGAUUUCCUCAAUGACCAAGGAGAGGAUUCUUCAUUCACACAUGCCCAAAGCCUCAUAAUCACCUAUGAACUUAAUGAAUGGGCUCAGAAGAAUCAUUUGAUGACACCCAAUGGUUUUACCAUGUACAUGCUGUCCAAGGAGAAUUCUGUGUUUGACCCAGAACAUGUUCGGGUUUAUCAAGACAUGAAACAACCACUUGCACACUACUUCAUUUCCUCUUCCCACAAUACAUACUUGACUAAGGAUCAGCUGACUGGAGAGAGCGGAAUCGAGGCAUAUAUCCGAGCCCUGAAACAUGGUUGUCGUUGUGUGGAGUUGGACUGUUGGGAUGGAGAUAAAGGACAGCCAGUAAUCUACCAUGGCUACACUCUCACCUCCAAAGUGUCUUUUGUUGAAGUCAUAGAGACAAUCAAUGAAUAUGCAUUUAAGGCAUCGGCAUACCCUCUCAUCCUUUCCUUGGAGAACCACUGCUCCGUGGAGCAGCAGUCAGUGAUGGCUCGACACCUGCAGAGCAUCCUUGGAGACAAACUGCUUACCAAGCCCAUCGAUGGCCUCGAUUCCAACACCCUGCCUUCACCGGAAGUUCUUAAGGGUAAAAUCUUGAUUAAAGGGAAGCAAGAGAGCACAGCGGAGGAAUGCACAUCAAGUUCGUCAGACCUCAGCUCAUCAGACGAUGAAGUCAGACAAGCUGGGAGCAGUAUCCAUCAAAGGCAAAAGAUUGACAAGCCAGCUGUGUCUCAGAUGAGUCCAGAGCUGUCAGAAUUGGUUGUGUACACCCGCAGUGUACACUUUAAAAGUUUUCAACAUGCUGCCAAAGCCCCGCCAAGCCACAUGUCCUCAUUUUCUGAAAGUGAAGCCCUCAGACAUGUCAAAGACUCAGGGAUGUAUUUUGUCCGUCACAAUAGCCACCAUCUGAGCAGGAUCUACCCCUCAGGACAGAGACUACAGUCUUCCAACUAUAACCCUCAGGAAAUGUGGAAUGGAGGCUGCCAACUUGUGGCCCUGAAUUUCCAAACUCCUGGGGAACAGAUGGAUCUAAAUAGAGGCAAGUUCUUGCAGAAUGGACAAUGUGGCUACAUUCUGAAGCCCCCUUUCAUGUGCCAGCCAUAUACCACCUUUAACCCAGAGAAUGUUGGUGGAGGUCCUGGGCAUGCACCAGUUUUUUUCACUGUCAGGGUUAUUUCAGCACAGCAGCUACCUAAACAAGAGAGGAACAAGCCAACAGCCAUUGUGGAUCCCCAGGUUUGGGUUGAGAUACAUGGUGUUCCGAUUGAUAAUAGCAAAAAGAAAACCCAUCACGUCCAAAAUAAUGGUUUUAACCCACAGUGGGACUGCACUUUCAAUUUUACCGUCCAUGCUCCUGACCUGGCACUUGUUCGCUUUGUGGUUGAAGAUCAUGAUUAUACUUCAAGCAACGACUUUCUUGGACAAUACACCCUGCCGUUGACAAGUCUCCGCACAGGUUAUCGCCAUAUCCGACUGCUCAAGCAAGAUGGUUCCUGCCUCUCACCCUCCUCGCUCUUCAUCCACGCCAAUAUCGUUGCCUGUCAGAGUAAUCAUUUAAAUCACCACCCUGGGCGUCUGUAGCAAACAACAUUUAAUUCAAUUACUACCUUGUUAAAACAUUACAACAACCAUGCCAUUGCUUUUAGAGUGGCACAGUAAUUGGCCACAGUACUGUAUUUUCUGGACUAUUAAGUCGGUUUGGAGGAUAAGUCACACCAGCCAUAAACUGCAUACUAAAG